Molecule: messenger RNA, 504 nt
Organism: Desarmillaria tabescens
Lineage: Eukaryota; Fungi; Basidiomycota; Agaricomycetes; Agaricales; Physalacriaceae
Exons: 4
Coding region: 1-504 (167 amino acids)
Source: RefSeq, a predicted model, not a curated record
AUGUCUACCGAUAUGAUAUGCAUGGACGGAGUGUACUGCGCCCUGUGCGAUGAGUACUUCUUCGAUAAACGGCAACGAGCCGAGCACAUUAUGAACUCCAACGAUGGAGAUCACUGUGUCACUGCACCGAAUCAUCACUACUGUGUGCCGUGUGACAAGCACUGUCGUACAGCAGCAGGGUUUCGCGUUCGCAUGGAGCAGGUUCAUGGCUUCGACGACGACAACAGUGACGACGAUUCAGAGGACUAUUAUGACCUCGAAGACAGUUGGGAGGAUGAAAGGGGCAAGGAGGAAUAUCCCGACGAAGUGUCCGAAUCAGGAGACGAGCCCCUUGAUACAUCAUGGGAAGACAGCAAUGAGUACGACUUUAAAGACCCGGAGUAUCUAAGGUUGCCGCCAUUACUUAAUAAUGCGGCAACCGACGACGCAGAGGAAAGCGAUGAAGAAGAGCCGGUACAAAAGGGUAUUGGCCGCAUCGCCGAGCAGGACCAACAGUCCCUGUAA